CUUGAUGAUUCUUAUGAUCGUGGCUCCUACAAGACCUGCACCGUCUUAGUCAAGACUCUCACAACGGCCGAGCUUCUACGAUGCACAUCGACAACAUGACCCGUCCGUUAUACGCGACAACCAAUGACAACCUCUUGGGGUUGCCAGUCCGCUCCAAGGCGCCUCGAGUGCGCGCAUUCUCACCCAAAGUUCGCACUGGAUGUAUUACAUGGUAAAUGAAAUUUUUGUUAACGCUUUGUGACAGCAAAAUUCGCAGGAAAAAAUGCGACGAAGAAAAACCAGCCUGCCGUCGAUGCAGAGACAGUCAAGUCAAGUGUGAUGGAUAUGCACCUAUACCGGCCCAGAAGAAGAGAUCGCCUUUGCAGAAGGCCGUGUCUGCGAAGGCGAAGAAGAGAACCAUUCAGGCUACUCCCGAAAUGGUCCAAACCGUCGUUAAGCAUUCACAGCCACGUUUUUCAAUUCCAGGCAACAAACUGAACCUCGAAAUCGACGGUAGUGUGUACGACCGCAUGUUUUUCCACCACUUUCGCUCCAUUACCAUGAUCGACUUCGUCCGUCUCGUCAAUCCCAAAGAUUUCUGGUCCCAGAGGGUGCUCCCUAUGUGUCAUGAUGAGCCUGCCGUGCGUAAUGCGGUUAUUGCGCUUGGCGCAGCCCACUAUGUUUACCUACAAAAGCUCUCCAAGCCUUACCCGCGAGAAGCCGACACAUCUAUGACCUAUUUUGAGUGCGUGGCAACGCAGUAUUAUAAUAACGCUAUUGGACAGCUAGUAACACUCAACGAUGCCAACAACUCGACACUCUGGGAUUCGCAACUUAGGAUCCUUACCUGCUGCCUACUGUUUAUAUGUCUCGAGAACAUCUUUGGCCGCAGCGAUGAAGGACUCCGUCAUAUGCAAGCCGGCGCUCGCCUCCUUGAAACCUUCGACUUGUCUACUGCCCCACCUAACUUUCAACAACUAAUACAAGAGAUUGCAACUGUGGUGCAACCAUUUGCCAGCCUCGCGGAAGCCAAAGACGCCAUGUGGGACCUAGAUGUUAGAAUGACCUACAUCGAAUGUCCCGAUCACGAAUCAGGUGUAGUACCUGACAAAGACCACUACAUACCCGACAAUAUGAAUGAACUCAUCGAGCCGUUCGAGCGAUGGAAGACCAAGUUUAAUCUUCUCGUCGCUUCUCAGAUCGACAAUACAGAUGUCCCGAUAGAGAUACAAAGGGAGACACUGACUCUAAUGCUUCGCCGCGCCGUAUGGGAAGUCAUCAUGCCCAUCAACUCCGAUAACGAAGCCGAGGAACUGGCGAGGCUCCAACGCGAGCUGGUUGACAUGGCAGAGCUCUUAUACAGCAUUGAGAGCUCAUGGUUAGAUCGACCUAUAUUCACAUUGGACAGUGAUACUAUCCCUGCCCUGUACUUCGUUGGGUUGUCCUGCGAAGACCCUGCAUUGGCUCAGCGCAUUCUCGCUCUCUUGCGAGGUUCCCGAAGAAGAGAAGGGCCCUGGGAUAGCUGGAAGGUGGCAGACAAGCUUGAAGCCGAGUUACUGAACCCCAGUCCUUGCCCGUUUAAGAGCGGCUCGGAUUCUUCUUUAUCAUGCAGGUCAGGGAGUACCCCGAAUUCUGCGGGAUCAUCUCCAUCAAGUGGCACGCCAGAUUUCACUUCCUCGUUUUCAGUUUGUAAGACGGAAUUUCUUUAGGAAUACCAUUUAUACUGUUUCUUCAAUCAUUCUUUUUCCUCUU
Bipolaris maydis ATCC 48331 is the source of this 1731-nucleotide messenger RNA. The record is from RefSeq and is a predicted model, not a curated record. NCBI's taxonomy places the organism in Eukaryota, Fungi, Ascomycota, Dothideomycetes, Pleosporales, Pleosporaceae.